Molecule: messenger RNA, 964 nt
Organism: Cariama cristata (Red-legged seriema)
Lineage: Eukaryota; Metazoa; Chordata; Aves; Cariamiformes; Cariamidae
Gene: SNAPC1
Product: small nuclear RNA activating complex, polypeptide 1, 43kDa
Exons: 9
Biological process (GO): snRNA transcription by RNA polymerase II; snRNA transcription by RNA polymerase III
Cellular component (GO): snRNA-activating protein complex
Molecular function (GO): sequence-specific DNA binding
Source: RefSeq, a predicted model, not a curated record
UGGUAGAAUAAGAGCUUUGGAGAGGAAUAAGCUCACAAAGAAGACUUUAGAACUGGCACAGCAGUACUUCUUGCCCCCGUAUGCUUUCCAGAUUCGAGUUGGUGCGCUGUACCUUCUGUAUGGGCUCUAUAGUACACAGCUUUGUCAGCCAAAACAAAAGAUCAGAAUCGCGCUCAAGGAUUGGCCUGAAAUCCAGAGAUUUCAACAGGAUCUGAUAGACUCCCAGCAUUAUGAUGCAGCAUACAUCUUUAGGACACUGCGACUUGCCAGAGCAUUCCAUUUCACAGCAAUGCCAAAGCUACUAAACUACAGAACUAAGAAGAGGAUUCAGGAAAAUGAAUUUAAAGAAGAAUUUAAAGACCCAAGUAACAGAGUAAACAGCCUCAUCACUAAUGAUGUAUUGGAGGAACUGAUGAACAUUCAUGACCACUAUCAGAAAAUGAAGUGCGUCAUUUCAGCUGACAAAUCCCAGCCAGACAAGGCCCUGAGCUUGAUAAAAGAUGAAUUUGUAGUUACUCUUAAAGACAUAACCUUGGAACAUCAGGAAUGGCAGCAGAACAGAAUGAAAUUAUUUCUAAAUGCUAAAGAAACUGAUGAAAUAUCUAAUGAAAAGGAGGAAGAGACUUUGCUAGAAUCAGAGGGCUCUGAAAGAGCAAAUGCAUUGGCUAGAAUCAAAUACAGAUCUUACUCUGCAGUUGUUGAAGCUUCCAAAUCCAGAAGACAUCGUCAAGUAAAAUUAGAAUCUUCUGAAUCAGGAUCAAAUUAUGGGAAAUCUCCAAGCCGAAGUAAAAAAGCCAGUAGGAGACCACAGCCAGCAAGGAGAAGAGAUUCUUUGGAAAUCAGAGGUGAAAUGCAAGCGGCAAAGGAAACUGUUACUCGCCACAUUGGGAUGCCUGUAAUCACAGAAGAAGAGAACUCGGAUGAAGAAGAAGUAUCUCUCCCCAAGAGGAAAAGAAGAUGUUAG